Musa acuminata subsp. malaccensis (wild Malaysian banana) is the source of this 905-nucleotide messenger RNA. Its product is annotated as LOB domain-containing protein CRL1-like. Gene Ontology annotation, biological process: positive regulation of DNA-templated transcription; hormone-mediated signaling pathway. The record is from RefSeq and is a predicted model, not a curated record. NCBI's taxonomy places the organism in Eukaryota, Viridiplantae, Streptophyta, Magnoliopsida, Zingiberales, Musaceae. Gene Ontology annotation, cellular component: nucleus.
CCCAGCAUUCGAGGGUUGGAGAUGGCUGGAUUUGGGUCUCCCUGCGGAGCCUGCAAGUUCCUGAGGCGGAAGUGCGUCAGCGGCUGCGUCUUUGCUCCGUUCUUCCACCACGAGCAAGGCGCUGCGCACUUCGCGGCUAUCCACAAGGUGUUCGGGGCGAGCAACGUCGCGAAGCUGCUCAUGCACCUGCCCAUGGCGGACCGCUCCGAGGCCGCCAUUACCAUAUCCUACGAAGCACAAGCUCGGCUCCAAAACCCUAUUUACGGCUGCGUCGCCCACAUCUUCGCCCUCCAGCAACAAGUUGUGAAUCUACAAGCUCAGGUGGCCUCUCUCGAGGCACAAGCAGCACAAGGGCUUGGGAACGGCAUGACCGCGAGCCUUAAUCGUGAAGAAGACAGGCUCUACAGUGCACUGCAACCUCGUCAACAUGAUCUCCAGGGCUUCAUUGAUCAAGCGAGGCCGUUUUCCUCGAGCCCCCCAUCGGAUGUGGAGUGCAUGAACAGCUACAACAAUUGGAUUUCUGAGGUCAACUUCGACAUGGCUGAUGAGGAUUUGGCGUUGGGGAUCGAGAACGAGACGCUCUCACCGAUGGCCUGCUUUGACAUGCAAGACGACUUUUGGAAGUCAGUGUAUCACGACGCGAACGUCCGCCAUUGAUGAGCUUGUGGAUUAGUCGUCGUCUACAUCGAUUUUUUGCUGUCAGUGUUUGACAUGCAUAAGAUUUGCAUUCUAGUGGAAGACAUACAAUUAGCAGGAAAUCGACGAGGAACGUCAUUGUACCAGCUAGUUCUAAAUAGGACGAUGAAGUACAAAUUUAUUAGGGUUUCUUUCUUUGCCCGGACCAUAAAAUCUAGGGAAACAUACAUGUCUUUUUUCCUUUUACCUAUUUUUGAAUAAACUGUAUA